Molecule: messenger RNA, 1200 nt
Organism: Lepus europaeus (European hare)
Lineage: Eukaryota; Metazoa; Chordata; Mammalia; Lagomorpha; Leporidae
Gene: LTB4R
Product: leukotriene B4 receptor
Exons: 1
Coding region: 34-1089 (351 amino acids)
Biological process (GO): inflammatory response; positive regulation of cytosolic calcium ion concentration; complement receptor mediated signaling pathway
Cellular component (GO): plasma membrane
Molecular function (GO): complement receptor activity; leukotriene receptor activity
Source: RefSeq, a predicted model, not a curated record
CGCGUGUCCACCCUCACCCUCCAGGUCCCCGCCAUGGCCAUGAACACUACCUCCCCGCUGGCCUCCUCCUCGGGGGCUUCUGCCUUCAUCUCUCUGCUGUCGAUCAUCCUGCUGUCCGCAGCACUGGUUGUGGGGCUGCCUGGCAACAGCUUUGUGGUGUGGAGCAUCCUGAGAAGGAUGCAGAAGCGCUCCGUCACUGCCCUGCUGGUGUUGAACCUGGCCCUGGCCGACCUGGCCGUCCUGCUCACGGCUCCCUUCUUCCUGCACUACGUGGCCCGGGGCACCUGGCGCUUUGGCCAGGCCGGCUGCGGCCUGUUCUACUACAUCUGCGGAGUCAGCAUGUAUGCCAGUGUCCUGCUCAUCACGGCCAUGAGUCUGGACCGCUCUCUGGCCGUGGCCCGCCCCUUUCUGUCCCAGAAGCUGCGCACCAAGGCGAUCGUCCUGCGGGUGCUGGCAGGCAUCUGGGUGUUGUCCUUUCUGCUGGCCACGCCGGUCUUCGUGUACCGCAAGGUGGUCCCGGGACGGGACAACAGGAGCCUUGUCUGCUUCCCGCUGUACACCAGCAAAAACCACAGGGUCUUCCACCUGCUCUUCGAGGCCCUCACGGGCUUCCUGCUGCCCUUCCUGGCCGUGGUGGCCAGCUACUCGGACAUCGGGCGCCGUCUGCAGGCCCGGCGCUUCCGCCGCAGCCGCCGCACCGGCCGCCUGGUGGUGCUCAUCAUCUUGGCCUUCGCCGCCUUCUGGCUGCCCUACCACGUGGUGAACGUGGUUGAGGCGGCCCGGGCGCUGAUGGGUCAGCCCGCCUGGGCGGGACCCACGGGCCAGCGGCUGUUGCUUGCACGUAACGUGCUCAUCACGCUCGCCUUCUUGAGCAGCAGCGUGAACCCCGUGCUGUACGCGUGCGCCGGCGGCAGCCUGCUGCGCAGGGCUGGCGUGGGCUUUGUCGCCAAGUUGCUGGAGGCCACAGGCUCUGAGGUGUCCAGUUCCCGCCGCGGGGGCUCCCUGGGCCACACUGUGAGGGGCACCCCAGCCUCCCCGGAGCCUGGCCCCGCCGAGAGCCUCACCGUGUCCACUAAUCCUCUGGAGUGAACGGAGCUGGGGAACUGGCGGGUUGCCCACCACCCCCGCAAGCCCGGCUAAUGUUGUGCCUGCACAGGGGGCUGGGGGGAGGGCACGCUCUGGCCUGGCAGCGGCCCCCUG